Mollisia scopiformis is the source of this 1179-nucleotide messenger RNA. RefSeq lists its product as uncharacterized. NCBI's taxonomy places the organism in Eukaryota, Fungi, Ascomycota, Leotiomycetes, Helotiales, Mollisiaceae. The transcript has 2 exons. The record is from RefSeq and is a predicted model, not a curated record. The annotation marks the transcript as partial.
GACAUUGAUCGAUGGCGUUAUCACAUGGAAUUUGAGAAUUUUAGGAAGCGUCUUCAAGAUGCAGCCAAUAUCGUCUUUCCAAACGACACCAAUUCACGAUAUGCGAAAGUUUCAGUGUUGAUACUGAGUUGGGAAGACGAGGACCCUCAGCUUCCUGUCUCUCAAGAGAUCAACCAGUUGCACGGCGUGUUUCGCGAUGACUACGGAUAUGAGACCGAAAUCUGGAACAUACCAGUCGAACACAGCCAUUGGAAGCUUACUGAGAAAGUAAUGGACUUUGUGAAGCCUGAUGAAGAGGCCAAGACACAUUUGAAAAUUGUGUACUACGCUGGCCAUGCAAAACUGACGGAAACUCGACUGCUUGUCUGGACGAGUUGGAGGAAUAAUAAGAAACUCAAAUGUCCGAUGGUCAAGUGGGGAGGAAUUCAAACCAUUCUUGAGGAAUCAAUCAGCGAUGUUCUCAUUCUGCUAGACUGUUGCGCAUCUGGAACAGCAAAUGCCAGCGAUGGCAACGGUGUCAACGAACUAAUUUCGGCCUGCGCCUUCAACGAAAUCGCGAAUGGUGUUGGUCCUUACUCGUUCACAAGUGCUCUAGUGACAGAGCUCCGACUACUCAGCAACAAGCCCUCAUUUAGUGUUGGAGAACUGUACAAGAAAAUAUUCUUCAGAACACAGUGUCGUAUGCCAGAAGAAAGGUACCUAGACGGUACUCAAAAAGAACGACAUCCUGCGCCGAUACAUCUUGUGCUUAGUCAGGGCGAGUCAGGUCCCAGGGGUAUCCAGUUACCUACGAACCUAGGCCAACGAAAGUCACGCAGAGAUCUUGAUUCUCGAAGUAGAACGCCCCUCGAUUUUGCUUCACCAAUACACUCCCAGAGGCCUACUACUGAUGGUAUUCAAUCCUUCGAGGAUAAAGACUCAUUUUCAUCUCUUGUGGACGGGACUUCAAAAGAACCCUUUGAUGAGAACCCCACUGUCAAGUAUUCAACGCCAAGCAUUGGCUCUCCAAGAUUACUUUUCUCUGUUCGAUUAAGAGAAACCUUUCGACCUGACGAAUGUAUGACUGAUCUGUUCACUGAGUGGAUUAGGAACUUCCCCACUAUUGCUGAUCACAUGAGUGUUGAAGCAUUGUUCGAUAGUCAUUCUACUCUUGUCAUCAUGUCUCUACCUGUCGAUAUA